AUGGCUCCAGUACUCUCCCUCACUCCAGCCGAGAAGCUGUUUCGGCAGUGCUUGCUGGAUUGUCGAGGUCACAUGCAAUCUACUCCUGGAAUGCCAGAUCUCGUCCUUCGGUGGACGGGAGGUUGGGUUCGGGACAAACUGUUGAGCGUUCAGAGUCAUGACAUCGAUGUCGCUCUCAGUACCAUGACGGGAUUACAAUUCGGCCAGGCUAUGCAAGCUUUCAUGAAGGACCACGGUGAAAGGUACGAACAAGAUGCUGUCCAACAAGGUAUAAAUCAUCAAGUCAAAGACAUUCACAAGAUCGCUGCGAACCCGGAGAAGUCAAAGCAUCUCGAGACCAUCACGACAAGAAUGUUUGGGAUCGACGUCGACUUCGUCAACUUGAGGAAAGAAGUGUAUGACGAAGAAAGUCGUAAUCCACAAAUGGAAUUCGGCACCGCUGAAGAAGAUGCAAUGCGCCGGGACGCCACGGUCAACGCUUUAUUCUACAAUCUCGACACCCAGGCUGUCGAAGACUUUACAAAACAAGGUCUUCAGGACAUGAAGAACAAAAUCAUCAGAACACCACUUGCACCAUAUCAGACUUUCAAGGACGACCCGUUGCGAGUUCUCAGAUUAAUCCGGUUCGCGUGCCGCCUCAGCUACGAGAUCGAAGCCGAAGCCCAACAUGCCAUGCAAGACAAAACUAUCCACGAAGCAUUGCGUCUCAAAAUCAGCAGAGAACGUGUAGGCGUCGAAGUCAUGAAGAUCAUGGCCGGACCAGAUCCACUCACCGGUCUCAAAUACAUCAACGACUUCGAUCUAUAUCCGACAGUGUUCGCCGAUCCUGCAGACACCGAAUGUCCCGACGCCAAAAAAGCACUGCUGGCAUACGACGGGCUGCAAAAGAUCCUCGACGAGAAGUCUGCCAUCUGUCUCGGCCUGAAACCAAAACAAGAUCAGGCACUAAGUUGGUUCCUGGCCGCUUACGUACCCUGGUCGGCAUCCUCAGCCAAGGCAUACAAUGCCGCAUGGGAGGGCAUCAAAGCUACGAAUAGCAUGAGAAAGGUCCUCAAAGAGGCCAUCGAUUGUCGACCUGACAUUGUCAGAGCAGUUGACCUUGUGGUGGACGGCAAAGCUACCCGAGCAGACGUUGGCAUGGUCUUGCGGCAAAGCAGGGACUCGUGGAGAUCGCACGUGCUCUACUCACUCUUGUGCGACAUUGCCGAGGGUGAUUUCACAGAUGCUACGGAUCGAUAUCAAACAUUCAUCACGUUCGUCCAUGAACAGCAGCUGGAGGACGCUCAUACUAUGGCGCCACUCCUGAAGGGCGACAAGAUCAAAAAUGCACUAGGCGAAUCUAAAGGUGGACCAUGGCUGAAGAAGGCUGUAGAUCUCCUUGCCGAGUGGCAAUUCGAUCACCCUGAUGCUACGAAGGAAGAGGCCAUUGAAAUGCUUUCUGGCAGAAAGGCUGAAAUUGGUCUUGGUUGA
This is a messenger RNA of Exophiala viscosa, 1470 nucleotides long. RefSeq names its product tRNA nucleotidyltransferase (CCA-adding enzyme). Gene Ontology annotation, molecular function: ATP:3'-cytidine-cytidine-tRNA adenylyltransferase activity; CC tRNA cytidylyltransferase activity; RNA binding. The record is from RefSeq and is a predicted model, not a curated record. Bases 1 to 1470 code for a protein of 489 amino acids. Lineage: Eukaryota; Fungi; Ascomycota; Eurotiomycetes; Chaetothyriales; Herpotrichiellaceae. The transcript has a single exon. Gene Ontology annotation, biological process: tRNA 3'-terminal CCA addition.